Lolium perenne is the source of this 1108-nucleotide messenger RNA. RefSeq lists its product as uncharacterized. NCBI's taxonomy places the organism in Eukaryota, Viridiplantae, Streptophyta, Magnoliopsida, Poales, Poaceae. The record is from RefSeq and is a predicted model, not a curated record.
CGCCGCCCACAUCCUCCCCACCUGUCGGAAUGGCCCUCAAAGCCACCGUCUCCGUCCCCGCCGCCGUCACACCGCUACCCGCAGUCCGCCGCCGCCUCCUCUCCUCCUCCUCCUCCAAGGCUCUCAGGAUUUCGGCAGCGAUGGCCACGGCGGUGCAGCCGGCGGUGGUGGUGGGCGGCGGCCGCGUGGGGCAGGCGCUGCUGGGCAUGGGCCCGCUCGGCGGGGAUGUGCUGGUGGGCCGCGGGGAGAAGGUGCCGGACGCCGCGCCCGCCGGGCCCAUACUGGUGUGCACCCGCAACGACGACCUCGACGGCGUGCUCGAGGCCACCCCGAAAUCUCGGUGGCGCGAUUUGGUCUUCUUCCAGAACGGAAUGCUGGAUCCGUGGCUCCAGAGCAAGGGGUUGGUGGAUGCGAACCAGGUCCUCGCGUACUUCGCCGUGUCCAAGCUUGGAGAGCCGCCCGUGGACGGGAUCACUGACACCAACCCGGAGGGGCUCACCGCUGCGUUUGGCAACUGGGCUCCGGCAGUGGCGGCUCGCCUGCAAAAUGGAGGACUUACCUGCAAGGUGCUUGAAAAGGAAGCCUUUCAGAAGCAAAUGCUAGAAAAGUUGAUAUGGAUUUCAGCUUUCAUGCUUGUUGGAGCUCGUCAUCCAGGGGCAACUGUUGGUGCCGUUGAAAAAGAAUACCGAUCCGAGGUAUCCAGCCUGAUAGCUGAAUUAGCAUCUGCUGCCGGUGCCGAGAGGGGGCUUUCAUUUGACGAAGGCAUAGAAGAGAGGCUUUGUGCCUACUCCAGAGCUGUGGCACACUUCCCGACCGCUGUGAAAGAGUUCAAGUGGAGGAAUGGUUGGUUCUACUCUCUCUCGGAAAAGGCCCUGGGGGAAGGAAAGCCAGAUCCAUGCCCACUCCACACAGCUUGGCUCAAGGAGAUUAAGGUCAUAUAGAGGAUUUGUAUGUGCCCGAGAUGCGGACCUUGGGUUAAACUUCUGCAGGAGUUUUAAGGUGUUUAACCGUUGAUGUUAUGUGAGCAAACUGCAUUUUCUUAUAUGUACGUGUGUUGAAAAUAACCUUGUGUAUGUGAAAUUGUAGUAAUUAGACAGGUUGUUGCAAA